Molecule: messenger RNA, 1359 nt
Organism: Euleptes europaea (tarantolino)
Lineage: Eukaryota; Metazoa; Chordata; Lepidosauria; Squamata; Sphaerodactylidae
Gene: STK40
Product: serine/threonine kinase 40
Exons: 10
Coding region: 6-1307 (433 amino acids)
Biological process (GO): protein phosphorylation
Molecular function (GO): ATP binding; protein kinase activity
Source: RefSeq, a predicted model, not a curated record
UCAGGAUGAAGCGGCGGGCAUCUGACAGAGGAGGUGGGGAAACAUCUGCCAAGGCUCUCUGCACCGGGAUUUCCAGCAACAAUGCCAAGCGGGCUGGUCCUUUCAUUCUUGGGCCUCGCUUGGGCAACUCCCCAGUGCCUAGCAUCGUCCAGUGUUUGGCAAGAAAAGACGGGACGGAUGACUUUUACCAGCUCAAGAUCCUCACCUUGGAGGACAGGAACGACAAAGGCACAGAAACCCAGGAGGAACGCCAGGGCAAGAUGCUGCUCCAUACGGAGUACUCCCUCCUCUCCCUCUUGCACAACCAGGAUGGGGUAGUCCACCACCAUGGCCUUUUCCAGGACCGAGCCUGCGAGCUGGUGGAAGACCUGGAGUCCAACCGGAUGGUCCGCAAGAUGAAGAAGCGUAUCUGUCUGGUGCUGGACUGCCUCUGCGCUCACGACUUCAGCGACAAGACAGCCGACCUCAUCAACCUCCAGCACUACGUCAUCAAGGAGAAGCGCCUCAGUGAGCGGGAGACCGUAGUCAUCUUCUAUGACGUCGUGCGGGUGGUGGAAGCCUUGCAUAAGAAGAACAUUGUGCACAGAGACUUGAAGCUGGGCAACAUGGUGCUGAACAAAAGGACCCACCGAAUCACCAUCACAAACUUCUGCCUUGGCAAGCACUUGGUGAGCGAAGAUGAUCUCCUGAAGGACCAGCGCGGGAGCCCAGCCUACAUUAGUCCUGACGUUCUCAGUGGCCGGCCCUAUCGCGGGAAGCCCAGUGACAUGUGGGCGCUGGGCGUGGUCCUUUUCACCAUGCUGUACGGGCAGUUCCCCUUCUACGACAGCAUCCCUCAGGAGCUCUUCCGCAAAAUCAAGGCCGCUGAAUACACCAUCCCGGAAGAUGGGCGGGUGUCGGAAAACACGGUCUGCUUGAUCCGAAAGCUCCUGGUCUUGGACCCUCAACAGCGCCUGACGGCCUCCGAGGUGCUCGACUCGCUCAGUUCCAUCAUUGCCUCCUGGCAGUCCAUGUCCUUGCUGAGCGGACCUUUGCAGGUGGUGCCAGACAUCGAUGACCAGGUGGCAAAUCCAGAAAGUGCACAUGAGGCCAAGGUGACGGAAGAGUGCUCUCAGUACGAGUUUGAGAACUACAUGAGGCAGCAGCUGAUGCUGGCCGAGGAGAAGAACACCCUCCAUGAGGCCAAGAGCUUCCUCCAGAAGCGGCAGUUUGGGAACAUCCCACCGGUGCGCCGCCUGGGCCACGACGCUCAGCCCAUGAACCCCCUCGACGCGGCCAUCCUGGCUCAGCGCUAUCUGCGGAAGUAGCUCCUCAGCAGCGCGAGGUUCGUCCUCCACCUGCCUGACGUGGCGCGACGGC